Messenger RNA from Populus euphratica (Euphrates poplar), 1149 nucleotides. Its product is annotated as pentatricopeptide repeat-containing protein At5g10690-like. The transcript has 4 exons. Lineage: Eukaryota; Viridiplantae; Streptophyta; Magnoliopsida; Malpighiales; Salicaceae. The record is from RefSeq and is a predicted model, not a curated record. The annotation marks the transcript as partial. Gene Ontology annotation, molecular function: protein binding.
CCUAUUGUAUAAUCAGAAGAUUUAAAAUGUUAAAGAAAUCAUACCACCUGGCAUUAGCAGGGGAAAUGAAGAGGACAGAUAACUUUCUCUGUUGUCUACGUUUCCACUGUCAAAGUGCUCAUGCACCCUCUUAAUGUUAAAAACAAGUCAAAACUAGUUUCUACAACAAAGAAAAAACCCCAAAUUUGACUUAGUGUAUCAACAAGUUUUAAGUUCGUAAUUUGAUUUCUGGAGCAAAAAACUUUCUCUUACUUUAGCGUCCUCCACUUACUUACCCGCCAUCAAUUUCCAUCUUUGCCCACACAUUAUCCGUUAUCCGUUUUUCCCUCUCCUCUCCCUCUCUAAGCUCCACCUUCAUUUCCAUGGCUGAUCAUUAAUGGGUUUUUUCACUACUACCAUCACCAGCAAUUCCAUGCAAAAUCAUCUUCUCUCCCUCCAUUCUACUAAGUUCCCAUCAUCAAACCCAUUACCCACUUUCAAAAUCACCUUCUCUUAUUCCUCUACACCCACUCGUCGUAGGUUUCACAAGCCUCAUCAUAGUCUUAAACGCCUUACCUUUCGAAAAGUUCAGCUCACUAGAAGAAGGCCAUUGGAACAGAUUUUUGAGGAAGUCGAGAGUGCUAAGAGAAGGUAUGGGAAGUUAUAUACGAUAGUUAUGAAUGCGGUGAUGGAAGCUUGUGUGCAUUGCGGGGAUACCGAGUCUGCUCUUAAGGUGUUUGAUGAAAUGUGCAAGUCAGGAAGUUCUGGGGUUGAUGGUGUCUCUUAUGGGACUCUGUUGAAGGGUUUGGGUGUGGCUAGAAGAAUUGAUGAAGCAUUUCAGAUACUGGAAUCAGUGGAAAUGGGUACACCUGUUGGAAGUCCAAAGUUGUCGGCUCCGAUGAUAUUUGGUCUCUUAAAUGCUCUAAUUUCAGCAGGAGAUAUACGCCGAGCUAAGGGUCUUCUAGCCCGCUAUGGUUAUUUGCUUCAUGAAAGCUGCAAUCCUUCCAUUUUGGUAUAUAACUUAUUAAUGAAGGGAUAUAUAAGUGCUGGCUGUCCUCAAGAUGCCUUGCCUGUGCAUGAUGAAAUUUUGGAGUUAGGAUUAACCCCUGUGAGGCUCACCUAUAGUACUCUGAUAUCUGCAUGUGUGAAGGCUGGGAACAGAAGAAGCAA